Messenger RNA from Merops nubicus (carmine bee-eater), 1126 nucleotides. Its product is annotated as E3 ubiquitin-protein ligase MIB1. Gene Ontology annotation, cellular component: cytoplasm. Gene Ontology annotation, molecular function: protein binding; ubiquitin-protein transferase activity. The annotation marks the transcript as partial. The transcript has 7 exons. Gene Ontology annotation, biological process: protein ubiquitination. The record is from RefSeq and is a predicted model, not a curated record. Lineage: Eukaryota; Metazoa; Chordata; Aves; Coraciiformes; Meropidae.
GUGAGCAGAACGGUAACAGGAACCCUGGUGGGCUGCAGAUAGGUGACCUUGUGAACAUUGACCUUGACUUGGAGAUUGUCCAGUCUUUGCAGCAUGGACAUGGAGGAUGGACUGAUGGCAUGUUUGAAACUUUAACCACCACGGGGACAGUGUGUGGCAUUGAUGAGGAUCAUGACAUUGUAGUGCAGUACCCAAGUGGCAACAGGUGGACGUUCAACCCAGCUGUGCUCACCAAGGCCAACGUUGUGCGAAGCGGAGACGCUGCCCAAGGUGCAGAGGGAGGGACCUCUCAGUUCCAAGUGGGUGACCUUGUCCAAGUGUGCUAUGACUUGGAGAGAAUCAAGCUGCUGCAGAGAGGUCAUGGAGAGUGGGCUGAGGCCAUGCUUCCUACUUUAGGUAAAGUUGGUCGGGUCCAGCAGAUCUAUUCAGACAGCGACUUAAAGGUGGAGGUCUGUGGGACAUCCUGGACAUAUAAUCCAGCAGCUGUCUCAAAGGUGGCAUCAGCAGGAUCUGCUAUAAGUAAUGCAUCUGGAGAGAGGCUAUCCCAGCUGUUGAAGAAAUUAUUUGAAACCCAAGAAUCUGGAGAUCUCAAUGAAGAGUUAGUUAAAGCUGCUGCCAAUGGAGAUGUUGCUAAAGUGGAAGACUUGCUGAAGAGGCCAGAUGUAGAUGUGAAUGGACAGUGUGCUGGACACACAGCUAUGCAAGCUGCUAGUCAGAAUGGCCACGUUGACAUCUUGAAGUUGCUGCUGAAACAGAAUGUGGAUGUAGAAGCAGAGGACAAGGACGGGGACCGGGCGGUGCACCACGCGGCCUUCGGGGACGAGGGGGCGGUGAUCGAGGUGCUGCACCGCGGCAGCGCCGACCUCAACGCCCGCAACAAGCGGCGCCAGACGCCCCUGCACAUCGCCGUCAACAAGGGCCACCUGCAGGUCGUCAAGACCCUGCUGGACUUCGGCUGCCACCCCAGCCUGCAGGACUCUGAAGGGGACACUCCACUCCAUGAUGCCAUCAGUAAGAAGCGUGAUGACAUCCUUGCUGUGCUGUUAGAAGCUGGAGCAGAUGUUACCAUCACCAACAACAACGGGUUCAAUGCUCUUCAUCAUGCUGCACUAAGAGGAAACCCCAG